UGUUUUUAUUUCAGAUAUUUGGAACUCGGGAAAUAUUUAUGCUGAAGCUGUAGGUAAUGCUGGAGAGACCUCUGGUAAUAUUUUUGAUCAUAGCUUGCCACCAGUGGAAUCUAUGAUGAAUAUGUUUGCAUCAGGUCUGGUGAAAGUAGAAAAAGAUAAUGAUUUUAGUGAUCCUGUUAUUGAUACCAUUAAAGAAAUGGAUCCCCAGGAAUUUUCAAGAUUUGUUUCUGAUAAGAUCCAUAGUGCAACUACAAUCUUAGGAUCUUCAAAACCGCAGGAUACUCCUGUUGUAUCAUCCAAUUCAGAUUCCGUUAUUAAAAUUGGUUCUGUGCCUACUUUAAAUAUGAAUACAGAUGCAGCUUCCCCUGCAAAAAAUGAUGAGUUUAACCUUAAUAAAAUUAACCAAAACUCAUUUCUAACCACAGAUUCUGUUGCCAUAAAUGUAAAUGUAAUUGAUGCAUCAACAACUGCCAGUUUGAGGAAAACAAGUGAAUCUUUAUCUAAUGGUGAAAAUAUCAAUUAUUUGAAUGAUUUGCUGUCUGUGACAAAUUCAAGGAAUGAGAAAAAACUCUUGGUAACCUGUGAAGAUCUCCAGUCAUUAUCAAAUGAACCUCCACAGUUAGAAGUUUUGGUGAACAAAUUAACUCAAAUCACAACUUUUGAAGAAAAAGUGAAAAAUGAUUUACAAGAAGCUAGGCAGAAAAUUCACGAAUAUCAGACUCUUUUAGAAACAUGGAGAGAUAAAAAGAGACACCUCCUAGAAGAGGAGGAAAAACUACGAGCCAUACGAAAUGAAAUAAUCAAAGCAAUGCCUAAAGUUUUACCGAAAGGAAUUUCUGAGUCAUGCAUGGUUCAAUCAAAAUCUAAUAUUUCUGAACAUAGUUUAUCUAGUACUAUGGAGGCAGAUGCAAUGCAAAAGCUAGGUGCAGAUCUAAAUAAUAAAACCUCUUCUGAAAUUGCUUCCUUAGAUACAGACAAAGAUUCCAUAACUCAGAAUGAUGUCACUGAUAAACAUGAUGAAGAUAUAUGCAUCCUUAGUCCAACUACUGUUUCUGAUGAUAAUGUAAUUCCUGUGAUUGAUUUAGAAGCAUCUCCAGUAAAAGAUGCAAGUGCUGAAACCUCAACAUUGGAUGAGGUGCCUUUUUUAACUAACAUGAAAACAGAAGAGAAUGAAACUUUACAUGAACUGGAAAACUUUAGUGUCCAUGGAACAAUAGUGAAUUCUAUGUUGGUUUUUGAAGACUUCCUAUAUACUUGCUCUAAUGACUUCACAGCAAAAAGAUUCAGUUUGAAGGCUCCUACCAACAUCGUAAGGUACCGUUGCAAAGCACGGAAUGUUACAAAUUUAGCUGUUGAAAAUGUACAUAGUAGGACACUAGUAUUUGCAUCAGGAAAUACUGGGUUUCUUACAGUUUACCUUGCUAAGAAUGGCACAUUUUUGAGGGAUUUUAAGUUUAAAGGUGGAAUUUCUAGUAUCUGUAAAGGCUGGGGUAAAAUAUAUGUGGCUCUAAGAGAUGGAUCUAUCUACAUAUGUGAUGAAAGUGAAGAACAGAAAUUGGUAACUACAGAAGAAUCUAUUAAAAGUAUUGCUUCGACUUAUCAAGGACGCUUACAUGUUCUUGUAACCUUGUCAUUCAAUGGACAAAUUUGCAUACGGAAUGCUGAAAAUGGCCUCUUAAUUAGAUGCCUUAAUAUGUCUGUGAAAAUGCAUUCUUCUAUGGUUAUUUAUAAUGACUGUAUAUAUUUUAACAGUGCCGAUAAGAAUCUUCACAUCUUAAAUAUAUCAACUGGUGAAUUGGUGUCAAAAUUAUGUCUUCCAUCUGCAGUGACUGGUCUGGAAGUAUAUAAGGAUUUUAUUUUCACCAUAUCUUACAGUGGUUUGGUACGCUGUUACAGCAAAUUCAAUGUAAAUGAUAUGAAAAUAUAUUAUGGAGUUGAAGGUUCUGCCCUUACUUGCAUUCAUGUACAUCAAGGCUGGGUAUUUACUGGCAACAGGAAAGGAAAUAUUUCUGUUUUUCAUUUUGAUCCAUCUGAUAAAGUGCCAUGCCAGUUCAAAGGAUGCUAUCUAGUAUUUGGACGCAUUGAAGAUUUUAAAUUCCACAUGAAGGAGGUCCAUCUUACAAAAUCUGUUUUGAAAGGGAAAUGCUCAUGGAAUACAUGCAAUUUUGAUUUCCCUCAUGAAUGGAGUGAAGAGGAAAAGAAGAAACAUAUCAACAAGCAUGUGUCCCAAAUUGUCUUCAAAUAACUGUUGUCAUCAUUUUGGACACUUUUUAGCUUUUUUUCAUUUGGGGACCAUCUACAGAAACAAGGAAUUCAAAGCAAGUAAUUACUUGCUCACCACUUAGAGAAAGUAAAUUUGUAUAAUUUGUGUAAAAUGUGUAAUUUUUUAUAUGCAUGUUAAAUAGAAUUUAUUUUUUUAAAGAUGUCUCAAAAAUUAACAGCAGCAGUGUAAUAUCAGAAUGUAAAGAAUUAAAGAUCAUAUUUUUCAGUUCUAAGACUUUCAGUUUUAAAACAUGCUCUCUAAUAUCAGUACAUCCAGUAGAAAUAAAAAGUAUUUUGAUUCUUAAAAAAUAAAUAAAUAAAUAAAUAAAUAAAAUAAAAAAUAAGAAAAAGAAGUAUUAAAAUUCAUCUAAAUGAUUUUUUAACACAGCGAAGUCACUCUUAUCAUACAUGCAUUCAGACAUCUGCAGAUCGUUUGAAUGCCUGCAUCCACUUUCUACACGGUGCUUUUCUCCAUCGUGUUAGUGCACAGCACAUUUUUUUGGCGAGUUGUUAAAUGACAUGCCAGUCAUUCCUUUGAAACAAGUGAAGUCUUAUGGAAUGCUACUUCCUUCUCCUUUGUUUAGUGUCAGUGUUUACCUAUUGAUGCCCACAGUUGCAAUCCUGUCAUAAGGGAAACCUGCACACAGGGGAUGAAACUGCCCAAAGAUCCCCAAGAGAGAAGUAAUCACUUUCCUUAAAUAGGUUAUUAUUAACAUUGUAGCAUUCUACUUGGCAGGCAGAAGGGCAUCCAUUCCAACAGAAAUUUGUAUGCCUAGUCAUUGCAGAUAUUUGAGAGGAUCAGAUUUUGGCCUCUAUUAAUGCGAAAGAGUUAAGCAUCAUUUUCAUUUUCUUAUUGGCAGUAUUUUUGCUUAAAUUAGCAAUAAAAGAAAAUUUAUUACUUUGAUAAUUAAUGAUUUGGAAAUCUCUAAGGUCCACCUUCACUUUAGUAAUGCUUAUGUGGGAAAAGAAUGUAUAUUUUCGAAUUGGAGAGAUGCAGUAAUAUAUGAAGAAAGUUACUGUUGCAAAUAUUGUUACAAAUUCUUGCAAAUUUGAAAGCUAUUUUCAUUUUAAUUUAAAGUAUUUCAGCUUCAUUAUUCUUAUACAUAUCAAACAAUGGAAGUCAAACAUUGUUGCCUCACUAAGAUUUAGUUUGAUUGAAUUGUGUGCUUGUAAGAUAUCUUCUGUGGGAUUAAAACCUGGAAAUUUGGCUAGUUAGUUUUUUCACUCGUUACCUUUGAUUUGAAGGAGUUAAUCAAGUAAGUUUGCUAUAUGUGGAUGUGCAUUAUCAUAUGUAUUUUUUUUUUUUUUUUUUUUUUUAAGAUUUGAAUGCACUUAUAAAAAAACCUUGAAGAAGAUUGGAAGAUUUUAUCUUGAUAUCUCCUGGCAGAGACAGAUUUUUUUAUUGAAUGUGCAUGGUAAGGAUGUCCAUUGAUCUUUAUCAAUCCCAUAACAUCAUUACCAUAAUGGUUAUUGUUUGAACCUGUGAGAGAAAGGUGCAAGCAUUAAAUACUUGCUGACUUCACCUAGGCAGCAAUGUUGCAAGGAAUGGGCGAGUAUGCUGUGUAAUAUGUAGAAUCCUUGAAUGUGAUCACUUUUACUAUGUGAAUUAUAAAUCUGCUUGAGAAUGAGUGUUCUAUGGUCUUCUGAGCUGCAUCUUUUGUGUCAUGUGCAAAAUAAAUCUGAUACUAUCUAAC
This is a messenger RNA of Stegodyphus dumicola, 3956 nucleotides long. RefSeq lists its product as uncharacterized. Gene Ontology annotation, molecular function: SH3 domain binding; RNA binding. Lineage: Eukaryota; Metazoa; Arthropoda; Arachnida; Araneae; Eresidae. The record is from RefSeq and is a predicted model, not a curated record. Gene Ontology annotation, cellular component: cytosol; membrane.